AUGCAAUCGCGUACCGAUAUGCGUGAGGGGUUUGUGUUUCCCCUCCUCUGGGGACUUCCUAUAAAGACACCCAACCCGGAGCCAACCCACUGGCUUGCUCAUAUUCCCAACUCCAAGGCUAAAUUUGAUUUGUCACUUCCGACAUGGCGACCCAAUACCAGCUACCCUUCAAGGUAUGACCUCUGCGCCCUCUGCGGGGUGUUCGGCGAGAUGUCCGAAGCGCUAGCCGAUCCUAGCCUUCUGCAUUUUGACUCCUUCGUCGGUGACAAAUGGGUGGGCGCAAAGAGCGGCAAGCGCUUCGAAGUACUCGACCCCGGUACCGACAAGGCGUGGGCGAGCUGUCCCGCUAACUCGGCAGAAGAUGUAUCUGAAGCCGUUGAAACCGCCCAUGCAACAUUCGAGCAGUACCGCAAGGUCCUCCCGCGCCAGAGAGCCAAGUGGCUGCUCAAAUGGCAUGACCUCACACUAGCAGCUCGAGACGAUCUCGCCCAGAUUGUGACACACGAGACUGGAAAGCCUUUGGCAGAGGCUUACGGCGAGAUAGAUUACUCCCUGGGAUUCCUGUGGUUUUUCUCCGGGGAAUGUGAACGAAUCCAAGGCACUGUCUCACAAGCCGCCGCUCCAAAUCGCCGCUUGUUUACUGUUAAAGCGCCAAUUGGAGUGGCCGCAGCCCUGACUCCUUGGAACUUCCCUGUCGCUAUGGUUUUACGAAAGGCGGGAGCCGCUUUGGCAGCGGGGUGCACUAUGGUCGUGAAACCCAGUCCUGAGACACCUAUCUCUGCACUCGCUUUGGCGGAGCUGGCGUUGCGAGCUGGUUUCCCCCCGGGCUGCGUCAAUAUCUUGACCACAGAUCUUGACAAUACUCCAAUCCUGAGCGAGACACUUAUCAAGCACCCGCUCAUCAAAAAGGUCUCGUUUACUGGUUCAACACGGGUAGGAAAGCUGGUGGCGUCGCACUGCGCUCAAGGUUUGAAGAAGCUGACUCUGGAGCUGGGCGGCAAUUGUCCUUUCAUCGUUUUCGACGAUGCCAAUCUCGACCAAGCACUUGAACAGCUGAUGGCUCUCAAAUGGCGCCAUGCUGGCCAGGCGUGUAUCACCGCCAACCGGAUUUAUGUACAGGCUGGGGUUUUCGAUCGCUUUGCUGCUCUUUUGAAGGAGCGCACGGCUACUCUAGUCGUCGGCCACGGUUCCGCCUCUGAUACUACGAUGGGCCCUCUGACAACACCUCGAAGCAUUGACAAGGCCAUUGCUCAGAUUGAGGAUGCUCGUCGUCUCGGUGCCGAUGUUCUCUUAGGUGGUAACCCGGUUACGUCAAAGCCAGGCUACUUCUUCGAGCCUACCAUUCUUUCGGGCAUGACAGAGGAUAUGCUCAUCUCACAGGAAGAAUCGUUCGCCCCUAUUGCUGCAUUGUACCGAUUUGAGACAGAAGAACAAGCUGUUAAGCUUGCCAAUGACACUAGUAUGGGUCUGGCUAGUUAUGCGUUCACAAAAAACAUCGAUCGCAUGUGGCGCCUCUUUGAGAACCUGGAGGCUGGAAUGAUCGGAAUGAACACGGGCAACCAAUCAGCUGCCGAGUCACCUUUCGGGGGUAUCAAGGAGUCUGGAUAUGGAAAAGAGAGUGGAAAGGACGUGGCUGUUAAUGAGUAUUUGAUCACCAAAACGGGAACUUUGACGCUUGAAGGACACUAUUGA
Penicillium soppii is the source of this 1692-nucleotide messenger RNA. RefSeq names its product NAD-dependent succinate-semialdehyde dehydrogenase. NCBI's taxonomy places the organism in Eukaryota, Fungi, Ascomycota, Eurotiomycetes, Eurotiales, Aspergillaceae. Gene Ontology annotation, molecular function: succinate-semialdehyde dehydrogenase (NAD+) activity. The record is from RefSeq and is a predicted model, not a curated record. The coding region runs from base 1 to 1692 and encodes 563 amino acids. The transcript is spliced from 5 exons.